Molecule: messenger RNA, 2151 nt
Organism: Phaedon cochleariae (mustard beetle)
Lineage: Eukaryota; Metazoa; Arthropoda; Insecta; Coleoptera; Chrysomelidae
Source: the annotation of a GenBank genome assembly
AUUGUUUUUAUUCAAAUUUUCAAAUCAAAUUUGAAUUUUGGCUGUGUUCACUGUUACUGUACUGUUCAUGUGCUAGUGCCUUUGUAUAUUUACUGUGGAACAUUAUUCAGCUGCAGUAUUUUUGAUGAUGAUGAUGACAUAAAUAUGUGUUUCAACAAUGCUGCAUUAAACUGAAGCUCAACUUCACCAAAUAUAUUAUUGUAGGAUUAUGUACAACAGCUGUGGCCUGAUUCCUGCUAGAUUCUUGAUUUUGGUAGCCCAUUUAAUAGUUUGCAUUGUCUUAAUAUGGAACCACCAGGAGAGUGUGAAAACCUGUUUGAUGGGAGUGCUGAGGGAUAUAAGAGAGGAAGUAUUAGACAGUCACCAUACACAGACAUUUCUGUUGAACGGCCAGGAUGGUCAAAACUUCUUAUAUUAGCUGGAGUUUCGACAACAGUAGGCCUUUCUGUACCCGUUGGCUACAACAUUGGUGUCGUGAAUACACCGGCAGAGAUCAUCAAAUCGUUCUGUAAUGAAACCGUACGUACAAGGUUCGACACCCAACUGUCCGAAAACGGUUUGGAACUGAUGUGGUCCUUCAUUGUCUCCGUAUUUUUGGUGGGUGCUGCCGUAGGGUCGCUAGGUGGCUCUGUGUUGGCAGACAAAAUCGGACGCAAAGGUGUCGUCAUUUUGUGUACGAUUCUUGCCGCAAUUGGAGCCGUCGCCUUUUGGACAACGAAAGCGAUCAACAGCAUAGAAUUGCUAUUGGCAGGACGAAUUUUAGUUGGAUUAUCUGCCGGAUUAACAACAAGCGUUGUUCCGAUGUACUUAACAGAGUUGGCUCCCCUUCAUUUGAGAGGUGCUACAGGGGUGCUGUGUCCAUUAGGGGUUACUAUAGGAGUAUUAUUCGGGCAGAUCAUAUCUCUGCAAAGUGUAUUAGGUACUGAAGCCUUUUGGCCUCAUUGCUUAGCAGCCUUUGUACUACCUGUUUCAGUAUCUGCAUUAACACUGCCAUUUUUGCCAGAAAGUCCGAAAUAUCUGUUUGUAAUUAGAAAACAGCCACAUGUUGCCUUAAAACAAUUGCAGAAAAUCAGGGAUAUGAAAGAAGAAUUUCUCGUUGGGGAGAUUGAGGAUUUGAAAUUAGAGCAGCAAGACAAUGAGUUAAAUGCUGGGCAUACUUGGAAUGUACUUAAAGUGCUGUCUGACAAAUCGCUUUUAUUGCCUCUGGUCUUGGUUUGCUCCCUACAAGCAGGACAACAGCUCAGUGGAAUCAAUGCUGUGUUUUACUAUUCAAAUAAAAUCUUCAAGGAAGCAGGAUUGAGCAAAUCAGAAAACGAGCUGGCCACUAUUGGGACUGGCAUUUGUAAUAUGUCAAUGGCAGUACUUUCGAUAUUUGUCAUGUCAAAAUUCAACAGAAGAAUCUGCAUACAAAUAAGUCUGCUAACAUCUGCAUUUUUCUUGAUUUUGCUGGGAAUAGCAAUAAUCUACAUUAAAUCAUACUCCUGGGUGCCUUACUUGAGUAUCGUCGGAGUGCUAGGCUUCGUCCUCUGCUACGGCCUGGGCUUGGGCCCCAUACCCUACUUCGUGGGAUCUGAAUUAUUCGAAGUCGGACCGAGGCCGAGCGCCAUGGCGCUAGGCAGCAUGUCCAAUUGGGGCGCCAAUUUCGUCGUGGGAUUGACGUUUCCUCUCAUGCAAUCGACCAUUGGGGCUUCCUCGUUCUUCAUUUUUGCGGGGUUGGUUCUGGUUCUGUUCGUGUUAUUGAGAUUCUAUCUUCCUGAAACUAGGGGAAGAGAUGUGAUAGAGAUUGUAGAAUUAUGUCGUGAUGGUUUCGCUUCAAAACCACUAAGACAUCGUGAGAACACAUUACAAAAUAUUGAUGAAGCCAAAAAGUUGGAUGCUCUUCAGAAUGUUUGACAAAAUUUCACGACUGAUUAUUUUAUUCGUGAUUCAAAUCUUCCAUUCGAAAGUGCUUUUUUAUUUCAUCAUUUGAAUCUAUUUCUUCAGGUUCAUGAUCACAUGAAAUGAAGAACUUUUAGUUUUUUUUGUAUCUGAACGGGGUUCACGGCGAUAAUACCAAAGUAUUAUUUAUUAUUUUCAGAAAACAGUUGGCAAUUUGUUUUGUGAAUUUACGUUCGAAAAUAGUUUUUAGCAAUUUGAUAUUUCUAGCAGUCU